UUAACCUAUAAUACGCUGUGUCUAUGAUGGCUUAAUUGCAUCAAUUUGAUGUUUGGUGACGUAGUGCUGCGUGAAUUGAUAAAACUAGUGAUUCUGAGAAAAUUACAAAGGAAUUGAAAAUUUUAAGGUCUAGUAUACGAUGCCGGGCGCUAUAGAGGAGGACUAUCGCAUUGUCCAAAAUCAACUGGAAGUUGAAAGUAACUAAAUUUAACUGAGUUCGUUGAAUCAAAAAAUUUCGAUUGCCAUAACAACAAUAAACGAAUGAAACUCCACCUUGUGGAAUAAAAAGAAUCAUACAUCAUGUUCUAUCUAAGAAUCUAAAGCCUAUGUCACCAUAACGCAAAAGACAGACUCAACUCAUUUUACCAAUCCUCUGAAGUGACACAUCUCUACAUAGAAUGUCGGAUUCAGACCAAGACAGUAUAAACCAAACCGGCGAAGAAAUAUUAGAUGAAAAUACAGAAAUUACACUUCACCUCGCAGUGCAGUACAACGAGGAACAAACUAUCCAGUCCCUUUUAAAUGAACAUCCGCAAUGUGUAAAUCUUCGAAACGAAUUAGGUAGAACUGCCCUUUACCUAGCUACCGAACAAGGUCACACAUCCAUCGUCAAACUCCUUUUGGAUCACGGUGCUAACAUAAAUAUCCCCUCGCACAGAGGCAACACACCUCUUCAUGCCGCCAUCUGGUACGAAAAAUCCGAAACUGCCGAAUUCCUCAUCAAUAAUGGCGCGGACAUCUCAGCUUGUACUGUAACCGGUUUAAUGCCUCUGCAUUUCGCGGUUAAAAAGAACCUAAAGCGGAUAGUAAAAAUCCUACUUAACAGGAAUAUUCCCACUGAUGUGAAGACCAUAUAUGAUUUUACGCCUCUUCACUACGCAGCUAAGAACCAAGACCCGGAACUGACCCAGUUGUUCCUGGUCCUCGGAAUUCCGGUAAACACCCCAACGAAAAAUAACCAAACAGCACUUCAUAUUGCGGCCCACAGAGGAAAUGUUGAAGUCGCGAAGAGCCUCGUGGAGCAAAAUGCUAUAAUCGAUGCGGAAAAACGUGACUUUACGACUCCCUUGCAUUUAGCGGCCGAAAGAGGGAACGUAGAGAUGGUUAGGUAUCUUAUAAGCCAGGGGGCGGACGUGAAUAAAACGAGCGAUGAAGGCGGCACGCCUCUGCAUCGAGCGACAUUUUCUAGAAACCCGGAGAUUGCCGAGAUUCUUUUAAAUAAGGGCGCAAGGGUCGACGCCAAGACUGCAAGAGAGGCAACUCCUCUUCAUCUGGCAGUGCAGAAGAAUUGUGUGGAUAUGGUGAAAAUGUUGCUAGAGUAUGGCGCAGGCGUCAAUAACAAAGACGCCCAGGGCCAGAACGCGCUUUGCUUCUUCUCCGAUAAUGGCGGGGAAAUCGCGGAAGUGCUGAUGGAUUACGGUGUGGAUGUCAAUUCGACCGACAAAAUCGGCAAGACUGCCCUCUUACAGGUUUAUAUCAAUGCUGGGAAGACCGUUGCGAUCGCGAAACUUCUGGUGAAGAUCAUGGCGACGAUGAUCUCCACCGGGCAAUUCGUGAGCGAGAAGAACCAGCUGCUGCUUAAGCUUAAGAAUCCGGGGAUCUUCUUUGAAAAGUGUAACAAGGAAAUUGAGCGAAUGAAGACUAGAAUUAUUGACGAUGUUUACAAUAUUACAUUUCAUGAUGUGUUGACGAAGGAUGUUAAGAAACUGACGAUCUAUGCCAAGUUCAGGAAUGUGAUUGACGCUUUUGAGGGUGGGGAGUAUAGAAAGGAAUUCCCACUUUAUGCAAAUAUGCUGGAGAGACGCUACAGGAUUGGAAAGGAGCAGAAUGAUUUGUUCGAGGCGGGAGCGGCGGUUUUCAAUUUGUUGUUCCAAUAUAAACUUCCGCAAUUUGUGGAGAAUAAUGCCAAGGCCAUUGAUAUUCAUUUCACGAAUGGAUUCGAAGUUCCGGUUCUUGCUACUCGGAAGUUGUUUAGUUAUUUGAGUGUUAUGGAUAUGCGGACUUUGUCCAGUUUGUCCGAAAAUUGGAAGACGGCAGAUACUGAAGGUGUCAUCAUCAAUAGCCAGUUCAAAAAGAUGAAGAUUCCGCAAGACUGACUUCCUGGGUUUGUUGGAGUGAUUGGGAAGGAAGUAAAUUUUUGUAUGUAGGUUUUCACCAAGUCUUUCGUUAAAAAAAAGCACUAGAAGCAAUUUAAAGUAUAUCAAAAACAAGCGAGCCUAAGGUGAAAAUCUAAGUCUCUCUUUCAACUUGAAUGGUAUUUUAUAGUUACGAUUAAUGCAUAGUCCUGAUGAAA
Messenger RNA from Belonocnema kinseyi, 2293 nucleotides. Its product is annotated as putative ankyrin repeat protein RF_0381. Gene Ontology annotation, molecular function: protein binding. The coding region runs from base 399 to 2096 and encodes 565 amino acids. Gene Ontology annotation, cellular component: cytoplasm. Lineage: Eukaryota; Metazoa; Arthropoda; Insecta; Hymenoptera; Cynipidae. The record is from RefSeq and is a predicted model, not a curated record. The transcript is spliced from 3 exons.